Messenger RNA from Erigeron canadensis, 1964 nucleotides. Its product is annotated as actin-interacting protein 1-2-like. NCBI's taxonomy places the organism in Eukaryota, Viridiplantae, Streptophyta, Magnoliopsida, Asterales, Asteraceae. Gene Ontology annotation, biological process: positive regulation of actin filament depolymerization; actin filament depolymerization. The record is from RefSeq and is a predicted model, not a curated record. Bases 111 to 1940 code for a protein of 609 amino acids. The transcript is spliced from 6 exons. Gene Ontology annotation, cellular component: cortical actin cytoskeleton. Gene Ontology annotation, molecular function: actin filament binding.
CGGAUCCAUCCCAUUUCCCCGUGUUGUAUCCUUUCAUUCAUUUCUUCAUAACAUUCCCUUCCAUUCCAUUCCCUUCCCCUGCAAAAAAAUAAAAAAAAAGUUUCACAAAAAUGGCUCAACUGAUAGAAACAUACGCAUGCAUCCCGUCAACAGAGCGCGGCCGUGGAAUCCUAAUCUCCGGCGACCCGAAAACAAACUCAUUUCUAUACUGCAAUGGGCGAUCAGUGAUAAUACGUUAUCUGGAAAGACCAUUAGAUGUACAAGUAUAUGCAGAACAUGCUUAUCAAACAACUGUAGCAAGAUUCUCACCAAAUGGCGAAUGGAUCGCAUCUGCUGAUGUUUCUGGGACUGUUAGGAUCUGGGGUACCCAUAAUGGGUUUGUUUUGAAAAAUGAGUUUCGGGCUUUGUCUGGUCGGAUUGAUGAUCUUCAAUGGUCUGCUGAUGGUAUGAGGAUUGUUGUCUCUGGUGAUGGCAAGGGCAAGUCCUUUAUUCGCGCUUUUAUGUGGGACUCUGGAAGCAAUGUUGGAGAAUUUGACGGUCACUCAAGGAGAGUUUUAAGCUGUGCAUUCAAGCCAACAAGGCCUUUCCGCAUAGUCUCAUGUGGAGAGGAUUUCUUGGUGAACUUCUAUGAAGGACCACCCUUUAAGUUCAAGCAGUCACAUAGGGAUCACUCAAAUUUUGUCAACUGUGUAAGGUUUUCACCUGAUGGCACCAAAUUCAUUACUGUUAGCUCUGACAAGCAGGGACUAUUAUAUGAUGGAAAAACUGCCGAGAAGAAGGGUGAGUUGUCCUCAGAGGAUGCUCACAAAGGUAGUAUAUAUGCUGUUAGCUGGAGUCCUGAUAGCAAGCAGGUGCUAACUGUAUCAGCCGAUAAGACUGCAAAAAUUUGGACAAUAUCAGAGGAUUUCAAUGGGACUGUGGCAAAGACAUUAUCUUGUCCGGGCUCUGGUGGUGUGGAAGACAUGCUAGUUGGGUGUCUUUGGCAAAAUGAUUAUGUAGUUACUGUCUCUCUUUGUGGCACUAUAUAUGUAUAUUCUGCUAGUGAUCUCGAUAAAGAUCCAAUGAUUCUGUGUGGACACAUGAAGAAUGUUAAUUCACUUGCAGUGCUUAAAAGUGACCCACAGAUUAUUCUGUCCAGCAGCUAUGAUGGAUUAAUAUUUAAGUGGACUCGAGGGUUUGGCUACAGUGGUAAGUUAGAGAGGAACGAUAAAAACCAAAUUAAAUGUCUUGCUGCUGUUGACGAGGAGAUCAUGUCGUCUGGAUUUGACAAUAAGAUCUGGAGGAUUCCUAUAAGUGGAGAUCAAUGCUCUGAGGCAAAUAUCGUCGACAUUGGCAGUCAACCGAAGGACUUGAGCUUGGCUCUGAAUGAUCACGAACUUGCAUUGAUUGCAAUUGAGACAGGUGUCGUCCUCCUUCGUGGUACACAAGUCUUGUCAACUGUUGACCUAGGGUUUACUGUGGCUGCAUGUGCAAUUGCCCCUGAUGGAACCGAAGCGGUUGUUGGUGGCCAAGAUGGUAAAUUGCACAUAUAUUCAGUCAGUGGUGAUUCUCUGACGGAAGAAGCUGUCCUUGAAAAGCAUCGAGGUGCUAUUACUGUGAUACGUUAUUCUCCUGAUGUUUCUAUGUUUGCCUCUGCUGAUGCCAACAGAGAAGCUGUUGUAUGGGAUCGGGUCUCAAGAGAGAUUAAGCUCAAGAACAUGUUAUACCACACGGCUCGUAUAAACAGUCUAGCGUGGUCUCCUGAUAACACUAUGGUUGCAACUGGAUCUCUGGAUACAUGUGUUAUUGUAUAUGAAAUUGGCAAGCCCGCCUCGAGUCGUACGACUGUAAAGGGAGCGAACCUGGGUGGCGUUUAUGCAGUUGCCUUUGUUGAUGAAAACACUGUUGUGAGUUCUGGUGAAGAUGCUUGUAUUCGUUUAUGGCAGAUUACUCCACAAUAAAUAAGGAAUCAAGAGGAGGGGGGG